Messenger RNA from Odontomachus brunneus, 2710 nucleotides. Its product is annotated as putative fatty acyl-CoA reductase CG5065. The record is from RefSeq and is a predicted model, not a curated record. The transcript is spliced from 9 exons. Gene Ontology annotation, cellular component: peroxisome. Gene Ontology annotation, biological process: long-chain fatty-acyl-CoA metabolic process. Gene Ontology annotation, molecular function: alcohol-forming very long-chain fatty acyl-CoA reductase (NADP+) activity. Bases 349 to 2010 code for a protein of 553 amino acids. Lineage: Eukaryota; Metazoa; Arthropoda; Insecta; Hymenoptera; Formicidae.
GUUUGUCGUUCGAUGUAAACGCUCGCAAAUUCGUACUACAAUCGGGACAAUGAGGACGUCUCGAACGCGCGAAAACGCGCGAGCAAUUUCGCCGGUAAAUAACUAGCGCGAGCGCGCACUGAACGAAGAGUCUCAUUACAAUCGAGUUUCAAGCAACAGCUGCCUCCAGCAGAUUCGAUUACAGUAGUCCCGUCGUUGCGUACACGAAUGAGUGUGUCCGGAGUGUUUAAGCGAAUUUUGCAUCUCUUAUCUGGGCUGCGUAACAGUGUGACGAUAACAGCAGUUAAAAUAGAAUAGGCUUACUGGACGAGUCGCAGUCGUUUUACUGAGGUAAAAGACUGAGGUUCGAUGACUUCUCGACUGGAAAUCUCUGAUAUUUGUCAACAACUAUUUGCUGCGAAGCUACAGAUCGAUUUCGCGAGUUUGACGGCUGGCGAGUCUUCCACCGCCCAGACAUUCUCAUCAGAGGUACGAAGAGGCGUCGAAAUGGGAACGACAAACGCACAAGCAGACCCGAAUCACGCGAGGAAUGAGACGAAGGGUUGUAGCACAAUCGACACGUUCUUCGCCGAGACGGUGAUCCUUGUGACCGGCGCUACCGGCUUCCUGGGUAAAGCUCUGCUCGAGAAAUUGCUACGCUCGUGUCCUCGCGUUGCCACGAUCUACCUCCUUAUUCGCUCGAAGAAGGGCCAGUGCGUCGAGGAACGCUGCAAAGAACUGCUAAAAAAUCCCGUCUUCGAUAGAAUUCGAUUGGAAUCCCCUAGUGUCUUGAACAAGAUCGUUCCUGUGAAGGGGGAUGUGGGUAUGCCGGAGUUGGGCCUCCAGUCUGAAGACAAGGAUAUACUAAUACAAAGAGUCAACAUUGUGUUCCACGGCGCGGCUACAGUCCGCUUUGACGAGCCGCUCAAGGUGGCUGUUAAUUUGAACACGAAGGGCACGGAACGUAUACUGGAUCUUUGCAGAUACAUGAAAAAUCUCAUCAGCGUCAUUCACGUCAGCACGGCUUACAGUAACGCGGACCGACGGGAAAUCAACGAAAUAAUAUACAGCACGAAGGUAAAGCCGCACACGGUGAUCGACAUGUGCGACAAUCUCGACGACGAGAUGAUAAAUAUAAUAGAGAAAAAGCUGGUUGGCAAACAUCCGAACACCUACACGCUGACAAAGGGCUUAGCGGAACAAAUUGUGCUGAGUAAAGGGACCGAUUUGCCGAUCGCGAUUGUACGACCAAGCAUCGUGUGCGCCGCUUAUCAGGAACCAUUUCCAGGCUGGAUAGAUAAUGCAUGCGGUAUUACAGGUAUAAUGACGGAGAUGGGCAGAGGUACCGUGAGAACUAUCAUUUGUGAUGAAAAUCUGGUGGUAGACGUAGUACCUGUCGAUUACGUCAUCGAUACACUGAUUUGCGCGUCUUGGCACAACGCCACUAAACGCACCAACGUGAUAAAAGUUUACAAUUGUACCAGUAGUACGAUGAAUCCCAUCAGUUGGCGCGAGUACGGAAUACUACUGAAGAAGCACGCGAUACAGAAUCCGUCAAAAUACGUGAUGUGGUAUCCUGGUUUUACGUUUAGGACAAAUAAAUUUCUUCACUCUAUUAUAGCAGCCACGUUGCAUGUAAUACCCGCAUUCGUCCUGGACCUUUUAAUAAGGGUUAAAGGUGGCAAACCGAUAAUGAUGAAGAUUGUCAAACGAUUCGAACGCGCGGCUCAAACGGGAGAGUUCUUCGCGACGAACGAGUGGAAAUUUUACUCUGACAACAUGAUAGAGCUGAUAAAAUUCGUGACAGCGUCGGAGAAUUGCAGCGACUUUAACUUGGAUUUCCGAAAUCUGGACUGGGACAAGUAUCUGCGUCAGUAUAUGUUAGGAAUUCGGAAGCAUAUUUUGAGGGACGACCUGGACACGUUGAAUAAGGCGCGAAAUCGUUUGUCAAAGCUGUACUGGAUACACAAAUUAACCCAGAUACUCAAUGUACUCGCGUUAGUAUGGAUGGUCAGGUCUGCCUUCCGGUGAUAUCAUCGAGAAGUUUUCGUACGUUCGCAAAUCGCGAUUCGUGCGACACAACGUAUGCCGCAAAAAUGUCGCAAGGACAAAUACGUGAUUUAUACAUGGAUGAAAAUAACUUACGCGCAAGAAAAGAACGCAAAUUGUCACAUUUAGUUCUUGGGAUUGAUUGUCGUCGGACACAAAAUCGCACGUGAAAAAGAAAAAUUAAGAUUUAAGAAAGAAGCGAAGAUUAAAACAGAUUUUUUUCUAUUGCUCUUAACAGUCAGGAUUCUAUUUGCACGUUUAAAUCGGAGAACGCGAGAGAGAAAAAAUGGAGAGAAGAAGAGUUCUCUUAAAAUGCAGUAAAAUCCGUCACGUUGGUUUUUUUGUAUCUUUUAAAAUUUAUACACUGUGUAAAAGUUUUUCGGGAAUACAUACAUAUAGAUUCACUCUACUGAAAGGUACUCUCGUUGAAAUCGAGAUUAUUGUGGAUUACGACCUCGUACUCUGCAUCUCACGAUAUUAAAAUACCAAGCAGGUCUUUCGAACACUUGUUGGACCAACUAUUAUACACGAAUAUUACGUCCCUACCAAUUACCCAGAUAGAAAAAUGUGUUCAUUCUGAGCUCAUAUUGUAUUCAUGUAUCUUCAAGACAUGAAGACAAGAAUAGACACCGAUGCGGGCUCAUAUGCGCCUCAGAAUGUAGACAUGUUAUGAUGUCACAAA